Molecule: messenger RNA, 1335 nt
Organism: Fusarium poae
Lineage: Eukaryota; Fungi; Ascomycota; Sordariomycetes; Hypocreales; Nectriaceae
Exons: 1
Coding region: 1-1335 (444 amino acids)
Source: RefSeq, a predicted model, not a curated record
AUGCAUAAUCUACCCGUCGAACUCGUCAACCACAUUCUCACCUUCAUCGACCCCGAAGCCGAUCUACAAAGUCGCAUCUACCAAGACCCUGCAAAGCUCUCGAGACCUGUCUCAUCUGGACCAAAUACACCUUUGAAGAAUGCUUCGCUAGUCUGUCGUCUCUGGAGAACUUCUCUGAUAAAACCUCUCUUUCGACAUGUCGUCUGGUCCUUUUGGCGCUUCUUCAAGCCAACUACGCAAGACAUCGUAUCCGAAAUCGAGGUCUUGAGUUUCAUACGUCGCAACAACUUGUCAUCCACUGUCGAGAGUUUCACCAUUCUAAUUGAUGUUCCGAAAAAAUCUGGUGAGAUUCAAGAUCCUGAUGCCCAGUUCUGGGGAGUUUUGCCUCCUGCAGUGCUUCGACCAGAGGCACGUCCCACCAUGUACUGGUCACACUCUGUGUCGGACAAUGAGCGCGACGGCGACCACGAACAAAUCAGAUACAUCCAGGACAGGAUAGAGGUCUAUCAUGACAACAACUGGCUUUGGCAUACUAUAUUCAACGUUAUAGAUCCUUUGCGUAUCACAUUAAUCAGCCCAAUAGACACUCUCGCCUGUCUUGUAAGCCGAUCUGUCGAUCUGUCGAGUAACUGGGCUUUCGAUAACACCUACCAUGUUCUAUCGUUAUCACGACCAUCUCGUAGCCCCGGGCACAAGAGAGGAUCAGAUCUGCUACCGUCACAGCUAGCUGGACUGCGGGAUCGUAUACCUUGCGACUUAUUUCACAUCAGAGACUGGCCCUCACUUCUCAUUAACGAAGGAUCCUUUGCACCCGUCUACUCCACCUACGAAUUCUUUCACUACUCGGCAGCAACUCUCCUCCCAGCUAUUUUCGACAGUUCAGACCCUUCUUUUAGCAUAAUGUGCGAAAAUCUCAAAUCGCUAUCAUAUAUCGCUACGUUCCCUCUUUCCCACCAGAUCUCGGACUUUCUCAUCCCUCACUGUCCACCCGUUGAGCACCUGUUCGUGCAGCUCAUGCCCAAGGACCGCGACUUUUGGGAAAGCAGCAGUCUUGCAAAGGUUAAUCUUUCUGAUCUGUGGCUCGAGUGCGAUACAUCAUAUGCUCUCCUCGUGCGCCAGAUGCUGCAACCUGUUCCUCAGCAGGGUUGGCAAAGGUUGAGAGUAUUUGAGUCGGGCGACAAGCCAGCUGAAGGCGUCUGGAGGAUGAAUACGUACGAUGCCCAGAUCAAUGGCGUAAAUGGGUGGAAGGAAGAAAGCGAGGGUGUUUUCGUCAAGGAUGUUUCCCAAGACGACAGCCAAGAACAAGCAGAACAAGCUGCAGAAGAUGAACUUUGA